AUGGCGUCCCGCCGGUGGCUGGUGUGGGCAGUCCUGGUGGCGUCAGCGCGGGCCUUCUGUCCCCCCGGCUGCUCGUGCGACGACGACGGACCCAGCGCCCGCUGCGUGGGCGCGGGCGUCAACGUGGUGCCCAUCCUGUUCAACCCGGGGCUGAGGCGCCUCAACCUCGCCCACAACGCCAUCAGCUCGGUGGCGCAGACACUCGUGUUCUUCGACCAGCUGCGUGAAUUGGACCUCUCGCACAAUCUGCUCGCCUCCCUCGGCACCCAUAACUUCGAGAUGCAGCGCCACCUGCAGGAGCUCCGCCUUGCCCACAACAAUGUGUCUGUCCUCCUCCCGGGCGCCUUCCGCGGCCUGACCUCGCUUGGGCUGCUCGACCUGGGCCACAACGGUCUCUCGGAUCUGCCGCCCGCAGUAUUAGGGGACACGCCCCGCCUGACUGUGCUCCUGCUGGGGCACAACAAGCUUCACGCGCUCGUCCGCCACGCCUUCCACGGCUGCCCCGCACUCGAGGUGCUCGACCUCUGCGACAACUACUUCCGCCACACGCCCACGGCCGCCCUCGAGGGUUUGGGGGUGCUCCGCGUGCUCCAGCUGUGCCGCAACCGCCUCACGCGUCUCGAGGGCGGCGCCUUCCCCACGCCUGCGCUCGCCGCCCUUGCCCUGCAAUCCAACAGCAUCGACCACAUUGACGAAGCCGCCUUCCACCACCUGACGGCGCUGCAGAAGCUCAACCUCAACGACAACCUUCUGUGCGAGGUCCCUGCGGCGGCCCUCGACCCGCUGGGCGCCCUCGAGAGCCUCCAUAUCGGCAGAAAUCAGAUCACGAGCCUCGGGGCGCUGGCCUUCCGCAGCCUCCGCAGCCUCGACUUCCUGGAGGUGUCCCGGUGCCCGCGCCUCUCUCGCCUCCACCCGGAAGCGCUCUCCCGCUGCCGCAAGCUACGCUCCCUCACGCUCUCCCACAAUCCGUCCCUCCGCCGCCUCCCCAGCGGCUUCCUCGCGCCCCUCCCCAGCCUCCGCAGCCUCGACCUCCGCGCCAACAGCCUGCAGACGAUGGGUUCUUCCGACUUCGCCUGGAGGUCCCUGGCGGUCCUCGAUCUCCGGGACAACCCACUGGUCUGCAACUGCUCCGUCAGGUGGCUGGCGGACCUCCUGUCGGCCGCCAACACCUCCAUCUCGGCGCCCGACCUCCAGUGCGGCGCCCCGCCCAAGCUGUGUGGACUCUACCUCUCCAGGUAA
Molecule: messenger RNA, 1239 nt
Organism: Penaeus chinensis
Lineage: Eukaryota; Metazoa; Arthropoda; Malacostraca; Decapoda; Penaeidae
Product: insulin-like growth factor-binding protein complex acid labile subunit
Exons: 1
Coding region: 1-1239 (412 amino acids)
Cellular component (GO): extracellular matrix
Molecular function (GO): protein binding
Source: RefSeq, a predicted model, not a curated record